ACGGCUGCCAUCCUCACACCGACUCUCCCGCUCCCGUCUCACCAUGGACGCGCUCUAAUAAGGAGCACCCACGUCCCACCUCGCCGCAGAUCCGGAAUCCGAACCACGACGGAGAGGAGUAAUGAUGGAAUAUUGGCGGCAAUGCGCGCUGUGGCUGAUCCACUGCAAGGUGCUCCCGGCCAACCACCGGGUGACGUGGGAGACCGCGCAGGUAUUCGACCUGGCCCAGACUCUCCGGGAUGGAGUCCUGCUCUGCCAUCUGCUCAACAACCUCCAGCCGCACUCCAUCAACCUCAAGGAGAUCAACCUGCGACCUCAAAUGUCCCAGUUCCUGUGCCUGAAGAACAUCAGGACUUUCCUGACAGCGUGCAGCUACACAUUCGGCAUGAAGAAGAGCGAGCUGUUCGAGGCGUUCGACCUGUUUGACGUCAGAGACUUCGGGAAGGUGAUGGACACUCUGUCCAAGCUGUCCCACACUCUGCCAGCACAGGAGAGUGGAAUAAGGCCUUUCCCCACUGAAGAGAGUGUUGAAGACCAGGACAUCUACAACCACCUGGAGGACCUGAUAGAUGAGAACGGGGUGGACGACGAGGAGGACCUUUACGACUGCGUGUAUGACGAUGAAACUGGCGGUGAAAUCUACGAGGACCUGAUGAAAACGGAAGCCCAUCCUCCCCCGGUGUUCCAGAAACAAGCUGAGAUUGACAUCAGGAGUUGCUGUUUGACAGAAAUCAAGCAGACCGAGGAGAAAUUCACUGAUACCCUGGAUUCUAUAGAGAAGAACUUUAUGACGCCUCUCACUGUGUUUUUAUCCACCACCGAGAUGGAGAAAGUGUUUGUGAAUAUCCCGGACCUGGUCAAAGUACACAAAUGUUUACUGCAGGAAAUCCAAGACUCAGUCCAACACAGAAGUGCCCAAAACCUUUACCAGAUCUUUAUAACGUUCAAAGAAAGGUUGCUUAUUUAUGGGAAAUACUGCAGCGACGUGGAGACGGCCAUCGCCACCCUGGACAACAUAUGCAAGGACAGAGAGGAUGUCCGCAUGAAGCUGGAGGAGUGUUCCAAGAGAGCCAACUACGGCAAGUUCACCCUGAGGGACCUGCUGGUGGUCCCCAUGCAGCGGGUGUUGAAGUACCACCUCCUGCUGCAGGAGCUGGUUAAACACACCCAUGAUGCCGGAGACAAGAGCAACCUGCGGAAGGCUUUGGACGCCAUGAAGGACUUGGCCCAGUACGUCAAUGAAGUCAAGAGAGACAACGAGACGCUGCGGGAAAUAGACCAGUAUCAGAAAUCCAUUGAAAACCUGAACCAACCUCUGAGUAACUACGGGAGACCCAAAGGGGACGGCGAAGUGCGGGUGUCCUCGGUGGACAAACGAGCGAAACAGGACAGGCAUAUAUUCCUGUUCGAUGCGGCGGUCAUUGUCUGCAAGCGGCGAGGCGACAACUACGAGAUGAAAGACGUGAUUGACUUGCACCUCUUCAAGAUCACCAACAACCCCACGUCGGACAAGGAGAACCGCAAGUGGUCCCACGGAUUCUACCUCACGCACAACCAGGGCCAGAAUGGCUUUGAGUUCUUCUUCAAGACCAAAGAGCUGAAAAAGAAGUGGCUGGAGCAGUUUGGCAUGGCCAUAUCCAACAUCCGUCCUGAGAAUGCCGCCAACAAUUUCCACGAGUUCCACAUGCACACUUUUGAAAGGAUCACCUCCUGCAAUUCUUGCCACAUGCUGCUCAGGGGUGUGUUCAACCAGGGCUAUCUGUGCUCCAAGUGUGGCUUAGGGGCCCAUAAAGAGUGCCUGGGCCGCCUGGGCUGCUGUGGGAAAACAGAUCCCGGCGGCGUCAGAACUCAGGUUAAAGACCGAGAUCCAGGUCUCCCCAAGAUGCUGGUCAUCAGGAACUACUUUGGCGUGCCCAGCCCGACGUCCGGCCCGGCGCUCAGCAUCCAGACGGGCGACAUCAUCGAAUUAAUCUGUGCCGACCUUCACAGCCCCUGGUGGCAGGGCAAAAUCCUGUCGUCGAAAGAAGUGGGCUUCUUUCCAAGCGACGCCGUGAAGCCCUGCCCUUGUGUCCCAAAGCCCAUCGAUUACUCCUCUCAACCGUGGUUUGCUGGGCCGAUGGAGAGACUCCAGGCAGAGGCGGAACUCAUCAACCGAGUCAACAGCACCUACUUGGUUCGCCAUCGCAGCAGAGAGUACACGGAGUACGCCAUCAGUAUCAAGUACAACAACGACGUGAAGCACAUAAAGAUUCUGACCAAGGAGGGCUGCUUCCACAUCGCCGAGAAUAAGAAGUUUAGGAGCCUAUUUGAACUAAUCGAGUACUACAAGCACCACUCCCUCAAAGAAGGAUUUAGAAGUCUGGACACCACGCUGCAGUAUCCGUACCGGGAGCUGGAGAACUCCACAAUGCACCGAUUGAACCGCUCCGGUGGCAACACCCCAUUGCUCUGCGGCCUCUCUAUUGUAACCCCCGCCGGCUACAGCUUUGUACCUCCUUCCUCUGCUCCCUUUUGGUCAGUGUUUACGCCCAAGGUGAUCGGCGUGGCCAUCGCCCGCUACGACUUCAGCUCGCGUGACACGCGAGAACUCUCGCUGCAGGAGGGCGACGUGGUGAAGAUCUACACCAAGUCUGGAGCCAACGGGUGGUGGAGGGGCGAGGUCAACGGCAGGAUCGGCUGGUUCCCGUCCACGUACGUAGAAGAAGGUGAGGAGUGAACGCCUCGGCGAGGAGAAGAACGUCGACCAAUCAGCUGAGAGCUAGCGAGGCCUUGUUGCUUUCACUCCUCCAGAGGCCUUCAGGAGCACAACAACAAAAAAAAAAAAAGGGAAGACCAAAAGGGCUCCGCUAAAGUAACGCCGUGGUCUGCAGGCAGCAGCUUGCCUGUCAGCGGGGCCGGAGCGCUCGCCAGACUUCCUCGCCUCGCCAUCCAUAAUUUUCCCGCCUCUUUCUGCCUAACCCUCCCCGCCUCACCGUUUUUUUUUUGCCGCCAACUUGGCUCCUGGAAUAUUUCUCACAGGUUCCACUUGUCCUGUGUGGUAUUGAUGACUCACGGCAGCCCCGCCCCCGCCAGAUUGCCACCGCGGCGGUCUCAUGCAGGAUACGUCCAGAUAAAGACGCCGUGCGCGCGAUUGAUGGCCGUCGUCCCGCUUUUCGCCCCCCUCGCCGCUCACAUUCCUUAUCUCCGCGGCGGACUCUAGUGUUUUGGCUGCUGAGUGAUCCCUGGCUUAUCGCCCGCCACUCCGGCGGCGGGAGCCCGUCCGCGGGGAAGGCGUUAUCUAACCGGGAGGUAUUUUACGGUCUGACCCGUCCCCGUCAUAUGCAACAAUCUGUUAUUUAAAAUCUUAGUUUUUCUUAUUUUGUGCCCCCGUUUAAACCAUUUUUAUUCCUGAGCAAAAAGCUGCAUAAACAGAAUUGUACAUUUUAAAGUACAGUACAGUACAGUAAAGGCCAAAAGAUUGGACACACCCUCUCAUUCAAUACGUUUUCUUUAUUUACAUUAUAGAUUGUCACAUUGUUAGGUUCAAAAACUGAUAAAAAUCUAUUAAACAAGACAAGCAGAAAGGAAUUAAACAGAGACGGAGUUAAGUUUGGCUCAAUGAGGAGAAACGUGUACACCUGUACGCUUGUCACCAGGCUCUGAUGAAAGAUUGUACGCCUCCCCCUUGAUUUGGACUUUCCCUGAUUACAUGGCAACAGCUGUUUCUAAAGGAGGGGGGGGUCGUAAACAGACUGAAAAGUAACCACCACAAUAGACACUAGGAAGGAUGUACACCGAGAUUAAAGAGCAUUAA
Nerophis ophidion (straightnose pipefish) is the source of this 3793-nucleotide messenger RNA. RefSeq names its product guanine nucleotide exchange factor VAV3 (gene vav3a). Lineage: Eukaryota; Metazoa; Chordata; Actinopteri; Syngnathiformes; Syngnathidae. Bases 122 to 2716 code for a protein of 864 amino acids. The transcript has 28 exons. Gene Ontology annotation, biological process: cell migration; intracellular signal transduction; regulation of GTPase activity. Gene Ontology annotation, molecular function: protein binding; guanyl-nucleotide exchange factor activity. Gene Ontology annotation, cellular component: plasma membrane; cytoplasm. The record is from RefSeq and is a predicted model, not a curated record.